This is a messenger RNA of Puma concolor (puma), 658 nucleotides long. NCBI's taxonomy places the organism in Eukaryota, Metazoa, Chordata, Mammalia, Carnivora, Felidae. The record is from RefSeq and is a predicted model, not a curated record.
ACGGAGAUGGAGCGGAUCCAGCAGGAACAGAGCAAGGCCCAGCUCACAGACCUCCUCUCAGAACAGAGGGCCAAGGUGCUGCGGCUGCAGGCUGAGCUGGAGACCAGUGAACAGGUGCAGAGGGAUUUUGUACGACUGUCCCAGGCCCUGCAGGUGCGCCUAGAACGGAUCCGCCAGGCCGAGAGUCUGGAGCAAGUGCGCAGCAUCGUGGAUGAGGCGCCCCUCAGGGACAUCAGGGACAUCAAGGACACCUGAGGGGCUAGCACCCACCCACCCCGGGGGAGACUGCCUUUCCCCACUCCUGAACCAAGAGGCCUGGGCUUUGGGGGUCUCGGGAUAGUGUCUUCAUCCUCUCCAAACCUAGGGUUGAGGUGCCGGGGCUGCCGCUUCCCUGUCUCUCUAGCGCCUCCUCCCAGGGGUGGCUGGCCUCCUGCCCCCAAGGAUGACGCCUGGGUGGGAGUCCCAGCCCCCUCCGGGAACCAAAGGUGCAGGCUUAGCCCUGCGGCCUCCUGGCUGCCAUGCUGCCUCCUGGGUCCUGGUCCUCCUGCCGCUGUCUCCUGAGCCAGAGUAAUAGCCACAUCGCUUCCCCGACGCACAGCCGAGCUGUGAGCGGCAGCUGGGGGUCUCUGGCGCGUGGCCGCGGGUCCCUCCACCCGUG